UUUAAGGGGCUGUCUCUCAACAUUCAAUAGGGCUGCAGAAAAUAAACAUAGUAGGACAAGAUUUAUGAGAAUUUGAAAGUUGAAGUAUUUGCUAUUCAUGGCUGCAUUCACUAAAUAUUCAAGUCAGGAGCUGGGAGCUGUAGUAAUUGCAGGUGGUCUCUUGAUCAUUGCCUUUUUAUGUCUUGUUCCAACUACAGGUGGUAUUGAGCUUCCAAAUUGGGGAAAGGGAACAAGAGGAGCGAAGGUAGGAUCAAGGCCACCAAGGUGUACGGUUGACAAAUGCUUGAAUUGCAGCCCUUGCAUGGCUACCCUAAUUGCACCCAUUCACCAAGGAAAACACAAAGUUUCUGCUGAUGGGUCCGCUUCUUCUGAACAUGAUACUUACUAUCUUCUUGCAUGGAAAUGCAAAUGUGGUAAUAAGAUUUACCAGCCAUGAUCCAUCAAUUUUUAUGUUAUACUAUAUAUUUUGUAAUUUUAUAGAUGAAAAGUAUGGUGCAUGUGCGUGCCUUCUCAAAUCAAAAAACAAAAUGGUGUAUGCUUGUGUUAUAUAUUGUUGUAUAGUUUGUUAUGUAUUUGGAAAAAAGUGGGAUUCUCUCGUAUUGGUGGUUGAUGGUCACCAAUUUGGUUUUGUAAAUAUUUGUCCACUCUAUUCAUUUAAUUAAGGAUAUUCUCAUGUAUUUGUGUACAUAAUAUAUAU
Molecule: messenger RNA, 697 nt
Organism: Solanum dulcamara
Lineage: Eukaryota; Viridiplantae; Streptophyta; Magnoliopsida; Solanales; Solanaceae
Product: EPIDERMAL PATTERNING FACTOR-like protein 2
Exons: 2
Coding region: 98-436 (112 amino acids)
Biological process (GO): guard cell differentiation; stomatal complex development
Source: RefSeq, a predicted model, not a curated record